AUGUCGUGGGUCUCUCAGGGAGCGCGGCUUACCUCGGGCAGCGGCCGGCAGUACCUGGAGCUGGAGCUGGGCCGCGGGGCGCUGCUGGUGCGGGAGCGCAUGGACCGCGAGGCUCUCUGCGAGCUGAGCCCCGCCUGCUUCCUCAGCCUGGAGCUGGUCAUCGAGCAGCCCAUCGAGGUGCACAACGUGGAGGUGGAGGUGCUGGACAUCAACGACAAUGCGCCCCACUUCCCCCGCCAGGAUUACCGGCUGGACAUCAGUGAGUCCGCCUUGCCCGGGGCCCGCUUCCACAUCGAGAGCGCCCAGGACCCUGAUGUGGGCACCAACUCUGUGCAGAGCUACCAGCUCAGCCCCAGCCGUCACUUUGCCCUGGACCUUAAAGGCUUUCAGAGCGGCAGCAAGCUCCUGGAGCUGGUGCUGCAGCAGCCGCUGGACCGGGAGCAGAGUGCCCUGCAGCAGCUGGUGCUCACAGCUGUGGAUGGUGGGGACCCCCCCAAGUCCGGCACGGCCCAGAUCUCUGUGCGAGUCGUGGAUACCAACGACAACCCACCUGCCUUUGACCGCUCCACCUACACCGUGAGCCUUCUGGAGAACGCCCUGCCUGGCACGCUAGUGGUCAAACUCAAUGCCUCAGACCCUGAUGAGGGUUCCAACGGGGAUGUGAUCUACUCCUUUGGCAGCUACACCCCAGAGAAGGUGAGGCAGCUCUUUAGUGUGGACCCACACUCAGGGGAGGUGCGGGUUAAUGGUACCUUGGACUAUGAAGAGGCAUCCUCCUAUGAGAUCUAUGUGCAAGCCACUGAUCAGGGCCCUGUCUCCAUGGCUGGACACUGCAAGGUGCUGGUCAACAUUGUGGAUGCCAAUGAUAAUGUUCCUGAGGUGGUCCUGACCUCACUGUACAGCCCAGUGCCAGAGGAUGCAAAGGCAGGAACUGUGGUGGCCCUGAUGAGUGUCACUGAUCAGGACUCGGGGCUGAACAAGCAGGUGAGUCUGCGUAUUCCCCCCGGCCUCCCCUUCGCACUCAACUCUUUCAAGAACUCCUACACCUUGAUCACCCAGGGCAAACUGGACCAUGAGAAAGCAGCAGCCUACAACAUCACGGUUACGGCUACUGACUCUGGGAGCCCUCCUCUGUCCUCCCAGAAGGUGAUCUAUGUGGAGAUCUCCGACAUCAAUGACAAUCCUCCACGCUUUGAGGAACCUGUGUACUCAGUUUACAUCCCUGAGAACAACCCCCUUGGAGUCUUGCUGUGCACUAUCAAAGCCACUGACCCAGAUGUCGCCGAAAAUGCCUAUGUGUCCUAUUCUUUACUAGAUGGGGAGAUCGAAGGGCUACCUGUUGCCUCCUAUGUCUCCAUUAAAUCCGACAGCGGCAACAUGUAUGCUGUCAGGUCCUUUGACUAUGAGACACUAAGGGAGUUCCAGGUGGUUGUCCAGGCCCAGGAUGCCGGGAUCCCACCACUGAGCAGCACUGUCACUGUCCACAUCUAUGUGAUGGACGAGAAUGACCAUGCUCCACAGAUUCUGUAUCCUACCUCAACCAACACUUCAGCAGCCCUGGAGAUGAUCCCACGCUCAGCAUAUGCUGGAUAUUUGGUAACCAAAAUUAUAGCCAUCGAUGGGGACUCAGGACAAAAUGCCUGGUUGUUCUUCCACCUGGUGCAAACCUCAGAUCCCGGUUUGUUCAGGGUAGAGCUCCAUACUGGGGAGAUUAGGACUACUCGCAAACUGGGGGAGGACAGCACACCUACUUUCAACCUGACGGUGGAGGUGAGAGACAAUGGAGAGCCACCAAUGUCCUCAUCAGUAGCCAUCACUGUUGCUGUGGUGGACAGAGUUUCCAAAAUCAUCCCUGAUAGAAGAAGGCACUUUAGAAGUCCAAGCAAUUACUCAGAGAUCACUCUUUAUCUCAUUAUCGCUUUGAGCGCCAUCUCCUUCGUUUUCCUUUUCACAAUCAUUGGACUUACUGUUAUCAAGUGCUACAGAUACAGUCUGUAUGGGGACUCCUGCUGUGCAGGGUUCUGUGGGGUCAGGGAGCGGUGCCCUGCUGACAUGUAUAAGCAGGCCAACAACAACAUCGAUGCUCGGUUGCCCCACGGUUUAAAAGUACAACCCCAUUUCAUUGAAGUGAGGGGCAACGGGUCUCUCACUAAGACCUACUGCUAUAAAGCGUGCCUCACUGCGGGGUCGGGAAGCGACACUUUUAUGUUUUACAAUACCUGUGGCCCGACAGGAACUACGGGUCCCUCCGCAGUGAUGACCGAGAGGCAUCUGACAGGACAGAGCGGGCAGAGUGCACAAAACCUGAUCAUACUUAAAAAUGACUCCAUUACUCCUAAUGAGCCAAAACACCCCAAUCCUGACUGGCGCUACUCUGCAUCCCUCAGGGCGGGAAUGCAAAGUGCCGUGCACAUGGAGGAGGCAGGAGUCCUACGCGGAGGACCAGGAGGGCCUGAUCAACAGUGGCCAACGGUCUCCAGUGCUACUCCAGAACCUGAGGCUGGAGAGGUGUCCCCCCCAGUGGGAGCUGGUGUGAACAGCAACAGCUGGACCUUUAAAUUUGGACCCGGCAAUCCCAAACAAGGUGGUCCUGGUGAGUUGCCAGACAAAUUCAUUAUCCCAGGAUCUCCUGCAAUCAUCUCCAUCCGGCAGGAGCCACCAAACAGCCAAAUUGACAAAAGUGACUUCAUAACCUUUGGCAAGAAGGAAGAGACCAAGAAAAAGAAGAAAAAGAAGAAGGGAAACAAGACUCAGGAGAAAAAAGAAAAGGGCAACAGCACCACUGAGAACAGUGACCAAUGA
Molecule: messenger RNA, 2802 nt
Organism: Egretta garzetta (little egret)
Lineage: Eukaryota; Metazoa; Chordata; Aves; Pelecaniformes; Ardeidae
Gene: PCDHAC2
Product: protocadherin alpha subfamily C, 2
Exons: 5
Coding region: 1-2802 (933 amino acids)
Biological process (GO): homophilic cell-cell adhesion
Cellular component (GO): plasma membrane
Molecular function (GO): calcium ion binding
Source: RefSeq, a predicted model, not a curated record